This is a messenger RNA of Paramecium sonneborni, 712 nucleotides long. The record is from the annotation of a GenBank genome assembly. NCBI's taxonomy places the organism in Eukaryota, Ciliophora, Oligohymenophorea, Peniculida, Parameciidae.
CCUUAAAUGAAUAAAAAUUCCAAUACUUAGUAUUUAUUUAUUUAGAUUAUAGUGAUACCCUUAUAAAAGUUGUGAUAGUUGGAAACUGCAACGUAGGAAAAUCUUGCAUUUUAAUGAGGUAUUCUGAAAAUUAUUUUACAUCAUAAUAUUACAAUACUAUUGGUGUAGAUUUUGUAUAAAUAAAUUUUAUUUAGAGAAAACUAGAGUAAUAAAAAUAGGGAAUGAAGAUGUGAAAUUACAGAUUGUAUUUAAUAAAAAUUAUUUUAAGUGGGACACUGCAGGAUAGGAAAGAUUUAAAGCUUUAACAAAUAAUUACUACAGAGAUGCACAUGGAGUAGUGAUUGUGUAUGAUGUAACUGAAAGAUCAACAUUUGAUGCAGUUGAUAGUUGGAUUGAGGAUAUUGAUAAGUAUUUAGCAUUUAAUCAUUUUCAAAGGUAUGGAAGAAAAACAGUGUAAAAAUUAAUUGUUGGAAAUAAGGCUGACAUACCAAAUAAAAGAAAAAUUAGUAAAUAGGAGGGCCAAGAAAAAGCAAGAUAGUUUAAUGCUCAAUUUUUGGAAACUUCAGCCAAAACAUCUGAAAAUGUAGAUAAACUAUUUAUUUAAAUUUGUGAACAAGUUUUGAACAUGAAAUAGUAGCAACCAUAAAAUCAGAACAAUAAUCUAAAUUAAAAAUAAUAAAAUUAACCGUAAAAUGGUGGAGGAUGUUGCUGA